AUGAAGGUAGCUGUUAUAGGCUCAGGUUUAGCCGGAUUGACCACAGCUUAUCUACUCCGUCAACAAGGUAUAGAAGUUUGGUUGAUUGAAAAAUCAUCAAAGUUAGGAUUCCACUCAGAGUCUGUAUCCAUACCGUUAGACAGCUUAAAGGAUGAAGUGGAAAAAUACUCGCGUAGAGGUAAAGGGACGAAUGAAAAGGAUGUCGACGGUCACAAAGAGAAGUGGAUAGUGGACGUUCCCAUGAGAGGGUUUCAAGGAGGCUAUUAUCCACUACUCCUGUCACUAUACCAUCAUCUGGGAAUACCGUUAGCUUCAACAAAUUAUACAUUCUCAUUCUCUUCUAAUACAUCUACAUACUUUAUACAUUCAGGUUCAUCGGGAUGGUCAAUACCUUCACUACCUUCAAUAGCAUUCACAAAUCUCUUUACUCUUCUUCGAGAUAUAACGACAUUUCUCGGAGUGGCUUUUUGUUACCUGCUCCUAGUAACAUUAAGUUUCAUGGCAUGGCAUGAUAUCCUUCCUUCAUGUGUCUCAUCGCCUGAUUCAACCUUGAGAGAAUUCACCACUCAAUUAUCGAUAUUUCUCAGUAAACCUUUAACAAUACCUAUAAUAGAUUAUACACCUUGGACACCUCUGGGAGAUACAUUCGAAUUCUUUAUAGGUAAAAUUGUCCUACCACUCUUUUCAGCUGUGGGGACAAUGACAAGUGCGGAUGUUUGGUCAAUGCCCGUUAGGAUAAUGUUAGAAUAUAUACAUACCACUUUGGGGACGAAUCAUUAUCAUCUAUCACGAGGUUUCAGUGCAGCAGAUGUGGCUAAUCUCCUGAUCAAGCCUGUUGAGAGCCAAGGUCAGGAAUACGUAAAACUUGGGACGGAAAUUAUAGGGUUGACGUAUAACCUCAAUGGAGGCGUUAGUGUUGGUAUGAGGAACGGAGAUAACGAGCCAGAGAGAGUUGAAAUCAUAGUGGAUAAAGUGAUACUAGCGACCCAAGCUAGUGUAGCGAAGAAGUUGUUGGAAGGAUUGGAAGAAAGCUUGAAAUUUGCCAGGGAGGAGAAAGAAAAAAGGAGAGUGGGAGAGAUGAGAGCUGCACUAGGCAAAGUGUCAUACAGAGAAACCAUUGUAGUGACACAUCGAGAUACAUCGAUCCUGCCUUCACCCCGGGAUAGAAGAGAUUUGAACUUUUUCUCUCCUUCUUCAUCUUCCUCUUCACAACACAUCCAACCCUCCGAUGAUCUUAUCCCUUAUUUCCCUCCUACUGGGGAUAGGCUAUAUACUCAGACUACGCAGAUUAUCCGUCCUCCGAAACGCAAAUGGAGGCGAAGAAGUUCGUGUAUGAUAUUACAAACUACCAAUCCUGUUGUACCUAUUGAUCCAAGGAGAGUCCUCAGUGUAUCGAAACUAGAACGAGCAUUACCCCUUAGACAACCAAAUCAAAUUCUUCCUUACCUCCGCAAUCCUUCCCCUUCGGCUUGCGUUUAUAUAGUAGGAUCAUACGCUUAUCCUGGAAUACCAUUAUUGGAAGGAUGUGUGGGAAGUGCCAAAUUAGCCGUUGAACGUAUCCUAGCCAACGAUCCGGCUCACAUGUCGAAAAUAAGCGGGAUUGAUUGGGAUCAUGGUAGAGGAAAUUGGGUUGCCAGAGCAUGGAGAUGGCGAUGGCAUAAGUCUAUAUGGGGUUGA
Molecule: messenger RNA, 1677 nt
Organism: Kwoniella shivajii
Lineage: Eukaryota; Fungi; Basidiomycota; Tremellomycetes; Tremellales; Cryptococcaceae
Exons: 5
Coding region: 1-1677 (558 amino acids)
Molecular function (GO): oxidoreductase activity
Source: RefSeq, a predicted model, not a curated record